AUUAAUUUCCCUCAAAUAAAUCGGACCCGGCUCUGCAAAAUUCGUUUCCCCCUCGAAUCAAUCAAAAACCCAAAUCAAGACUCGUUCUCACACAGUUGAUUUUCUGUUCUUUCCAAAAAAGGGUUCAUAUUUCUCUGCUUCGAUCUUUCCGUUAAGUCUGCGACUAAUGGUCAAGUCAAGGCAAAGACAUGUAACGGCAGAAGAUGAAAGCAACUCAAAUGCUGAGUUGCAUUUGAAUGAAGAUGAAGAUUGGGUUAUAGUUAAAAAGCAAAAGGUCACCAUUCUGGUUCCAAGCCUUCCUACAGCUAAUAAGUCCACUACGCCAAGUUUGGGACCAAGUCAACUGCAAGCUUCGCCUAGAAAAGCAUUUAACAAACAAUCGCAAUAUUCAACUGAGGCAUGUUCUGAGAAACUUAUAGUUGAUGAACCAGAGAAGACUGCAUCAUUGGUUCCAACAAAAGGUAUCCAAAUUGCCAGAAAAACGCCUUAUCUGUACAUUCCAGCCAUAGCCAAACCUCCAUUGAUAGAUUCUAGAAUGGAUCCAGAAAAUCUAGUUCACACUCGUGGUUCAGUGUCAUGUUAUACACUUGGUGUAACAGGCAUGUCAAAAACUAUUAAGCGCCCAAGAAACUUUCAUGGCAUCAGUGGUUCAAUUGAUAGGAGUAUGUUGCUAAAUCAAAGGAUGCGGGCAUUAAAUCUUGAGAGGAAACUACAAAAAGCUGGUGGUUUGAGUAGGUGGUUAGCAUCACUAGGACUGGGACAGUUUGUUAGGCUUUUCCAGGGGAAGACUCUCAAUAAAUUUCAGUUGGUGAAUCUAACUAUGAAGAAGCUCAAGGAUAUGGGUGCGGAUGCUGUUGGUCCUCGGAGAAAGCUUAUGCAUGCUAUAGAGUAUGUCUGCCAGCCAUAUUGAUUUGAGGCCUAGUAGAUAUUCCAAGGAUCUAGUGCUUAUCUAUUUAUCAGUAUAAAAGAGUAGAAACUUGUUUGCCUGUAGACCACACUUGUUUCAUCUUUUUGUGUUUUGUUAUUCCUCAAUUAGCUUUGCAGUGCCACAUUCCAGGUUUAUAUUUGCUGACUGAUUAUUUGA
Mangifera indica (mango) is the source of this 1084-nucleotide messenger RNA. RefSeq lists its product as uncharacterized. The transcript is spliced from 2 exons. Bases 167 to 910 code for a protein of 247 amino acids. The record is from RefSeq and is a predicted model, not a curated record. Gene Ontology annotation, molecular function: protein binding. NCBI's taxonomy places the organism in Eukaryota, Viridiplantae, Streptophyta, Magnoliopsida, Sapindales, Anacardiaceae.